Aspergillus saccharolyticus JOP 1030-1 is the source of this 1497-nucleotide messenger RNA. Its product is annotated as nucleotide-diphospho-sugar transferase. Bases 92 to 1309 code for a protein of 405 amino acids. NCBI's taxonomy places the organism in Eukaryota, Fungi, Ascomycota, Eurotiomycetes, Eurotiales, Aspergillaceae. The record is from RefSeq and is a predicted model, not a curated record. Gene Ontology annotation, molecular function: glycosyltransferase activity. The transcript is spliced from 3 exons.
AUUCAUUUCUCUCGAGAAGUGUUAUACUUGCGCAGCGGAAGCAAUGCCAUCAGACCCACCCUAACAUCUCCAGCAGAGUUUAGAAGCCAUCAUGGCCAUCAGAAAGGUGCCAAUUCUCCCCUACCGUCGAGGCUCGGACGCCUCCGAGGCGGACUUCUUCGACAUUCCCGACGAACCCUGCUGGGCCAUCAUCAAGCGCCAGCUGCGACACCUUCGGACCUGGGUGGUCUUCAUCUUCUUCGUUCUAUUUAUUCUGUUCCUCCGUCGGGAGAAACCCCCACCGCCCAAGGUGACCCAUAUCGACUACAGCAAAGUGGACUGGACCCGUUACGCCUACAGCCAAUAUGCCACCUCGAGUCCCUACCUCUGCAACGCCCUCCUGACGUUCGACGCCCUGGAGCGCCUCGGAAGCAAAGCUCAGCGCGUGCUCUUCUACCCUGAGAACUGGGAUGUGGUGGUCGAAAGUGAUCGGGAUCGGGACAGUCAGAUGCUGGCGCUGGCGCAUGAGAAGUACCGGGCGCUGCUGGUGCCGAUUGAUGUCCAGAUGGUCAAGGCUGGAGACGGCCCGAGCGAGUCCUGGGACAAAAGCACCUCCAAGUUCCUCGCCUUCGGCGAAACCGAAUUCGACCGGGUUAUCCACAUCGACUCCGACGCCACCAUCCUCCAGAACAUGGACGAGCUAUUCUUCCUACCGCCGGCGCAGGUGGCCAUGCCGCGCGCCUACUGGCAACUCCCGGACACGCGGCAGCUGUCGUCGCUGCUGAUCGUGCUCGAACCGUCGUUUAAGGAAUACUACGCGCUGACGGCGGCCGGCGAGGCGGUGACGUACGGCCAGGUCAACUCGACGGGGGCGACGACCGGGGCCCGCUACGACAUGGAGCUGAUGAACGAGCGGUACGGCGACUCGGCGCUGGUGCUGCCGCACCGCCAGUACGGGCUGAUCACGGGCGAGUUCCGCCGCGACGACCACCGCGCGUUCCUGGGCAACGAGUGGGAGGCCUGGGACCCUGAGCGCGUCCUCAGCGAGGCCAAGCUCGUCCAUUUCUCCGACUGGCCGCUUCCCAAGCCCUGGAUCAUGUGGCCGCAGGAGCUGCUGGCGGACAUGCUGCCCAAGUGCAAGGUCAAGCCUGGUACGCUUCAGGAGAGUGGCUGCAAGGACCGCGAGAUUUGGAAGAAACUCUAUGAUGACUACCGGCGCAGACGGAGGAACGUUUGCAAGCUUCUCAGCUACCCGGCCCCAAAUUGGCCUCCGAGGGAAGGGCCCGAGCAGCCCCUUUCCCAGGACCAAGAAUCUCAACCACUUUCAUAAUCAUUGGAUAUAUAUCAUACCAUAUUGCAAACAUGCGCGGCGUCAUCCGAUGUUUUCUUCUUUCUAGAUCGGGGGGUUUCGGGUUUGUCAUGUGUAAUAGAUUGUUGUAAACUUAACUUAUUUCGCACUCUGUACUUUCCGUCCUGGCCAUGGUUUUGGUGUCAGACAAAAAGCUUCAAUAUGAUGAG